This is a messenger RNA of Closterium sp. Naga37s-1, 549 nucleotides long. The record is from the annotation of a GenBank genome assembly. Lineage: Eukaryota; Viridiplantae; Streptophyta; Zygnematophyceae; Desmidiales; Closteriaceae.
AUGAGUACACUUACCAGGCAACUGGUCCUUCUUGUCUUCUUGGGCGGCUUGGGCGGCUUGGGGGGCGGCCGCGGAGGUGGGGAAGGAGGGGGGCUUUUGGGCGGGCGCGGGGGAGGUUUGGGGGGAGGGCUUGGGGGAGAUCUAGGGGGAGGGCGCGGGGGCGGUGGCGGGGGCGGGUUUGGGGGAGGGCGAGGGGGCGGUCUUGGCGGAGGGCUAGGAGGUGGACUCGGUGGGGGCGGGGGACUAGGGGGCGGGGAAGGCAGAGGUGGCGGGGAUGGUGGCGGGGAAGGGGGAGACGGCGGUGGAGGCGACGGCGGCUUUGGGGGGCUUGGGGGAGGUCUCGGGGGGGAGGGCGCCCUGGGCGGGGAAGGUGGCUUAGGCGGAGACGGCGACGGCGGGGGACUGGGGGGCGGGGAAGGCGGCGAUGGCGGUGGGGGCGAUGGAGGGGAGGGGGACGCUACAAACUUCUGCACGCAUACGGCUGUAGCGAAGAAAUCAUUACCGGACUCGGCCAUGCCGAGAUUGAUAAACCCAGCUGUAUCGGUCUGA